CUUAUUUCACACAAAACGUUUAGAUGAUAUGUGGCGUUUAGUAAUAUUCAGUUUGUUCAUAUUUUCGAAAGGCCUCUCGGCCCGAAAUCCAGGAAUCAGACUUCAAAUAACGCAAAAAGGGAUAGAUAUCGUCAAUACUGUGGCGGCUGAUUUAGUUUCCAAUAAUGUAAAAACAAUGAAGAUUACAACGCAAACUGGAAGUGACAUUAACGUAAACUAUGAACUGACCAAUGUUAAAAUAACAAGGUUUCAACUUGGAAAGAGUAGUAUUUCACGAUAUUCAGGAAAUAGCCUCAGAUGGACUGCAGAAGGGAUGAAUUUGGAUAUUGACGGACUAUUUCAAUAUAAAUAUAGCAGAUUUUUCGAAAAGUAUUUAGACAAAGGAAGCUUCACUGUGAAUUUUUCAACAAUGUCGUUCAAAAUUAUUAUACAAUUAGGGACUGACAGUAGCGGAAGGCCAAAUUUAAAAGCUUCUCAAUGUGUUCCUUCAAGUGGUCCAAUAAAGUAUGUUUUCCAUGGUGGAAAAGACUGGAUAAUCAAACUAUUCGCAGAAAAGGCAAUUCGUGCUAUUCACCUUCAAAUAGAGAAAAAUUUCUGCGGAAUCUUCAAAGGUCUUGUCGAGAAGAAUGCACAGAGCAUUAUUUCAAAUGUGAAAGUUCAGAUUCCGGUAGGAAAUUCGAUGAUAGUUGACUAUAGGCUUAUAUCCAGUCCAAGUGUAUCAACGAAUUAUUUGGAAGUAUACCUCAAGGGAUCGGUACUAUGGCGUUAUAGUCAAUCUGAAGCACCAUAUUCAGCGCCUUCUUUCCCAUACAACUACCAUACUACAAAAAUGGCCUAUGUAGCAGUAUCUGAUUAUGUUUUCAAUACUAUGCUUUACCAGGCGUAUAGACACAACAUGGUUGGGAUGAAUAUAACCUCAACAAACAUUGGAUUUAGAAGGAGUAUGCUGAACACCACCUGCUCAGAAAAUUGCAUUGGAAGACUAAUUCCUCAGAUUGCGAAGUCUUUCCCUAAUUGUUCAGUAGAGCUUCAUAUGCAGAGUACACAACAACCAGUAACUAACAUUGGUAGUAGUGUAAGUGUUACAGCAGAAUGGAAUAUUAGUGUGUAUGUCAGAGAACUUGACAACAGUCUUCAUUACCUGUUUAGAGUUUCAGCGGUUGGAGUAUCAAAAGUAACCCCAAGACUUAAUAAUGGGAUGAUUUAUGGGCAACUAUCAAAAACCGAAGUUCAGACAAAUAUCACAGACUCUGUAAUAGGUGCGAUUGAUGAAAAGGCAUUACAAUUUCUGGAAGAUGACAUUAUGACGCCAUAUUUAGCACCAAUGGUAUCUGCUCUAUGUAAAAGAGGAUUUCCACUACCAAUAAUGGACAACUUUCAAUUCGUACAACCUGAACUGAAACUAAAGAAGAACGCAAUCCUUAUUGAGACAAAUCUGAAGUACAUUCCUAGAAGUGGAAAAUCAACUGUCCUAAGAUUUUUGUCAAAGGAAGAUAUUUAACCGAAAACAUGUAUUCAGAAAUAAGAAGCGUAAAAAAGAAACCAUGUAAAGAUGUUUGAUAGUACUUUCUGGACUUUAAUUUGUCAGUACUCUAACACAACUGUCCCAAUUUCGGAAUGGGUAUUGUCCAGCAGCCGUGUUUAAUCACGACACACUAUGUAAGUGCAUCUCCCAUAUAAGGUGCCUGUAUUUUAGUUGGUUUUGUUUGUUAUUGUAUAUUAUAUUUUUUUGUUCGUUUAUUGCUUUUUACAUUAAUCUAGAAGUCACUUUCUCGUUUGAAUUGUGAAAUAUUUGUUAUCUGUUAGACUUUUAUAACUCAUUAUGAGUUUUAAGUUUUGCUCUCUGUUGAAUAUCGUACGGUUACUUAUAGUCUACGUAUGCUUCAUGUUUGUCUGUAGUCAUGCUAGUGAAGAGUUGUCUCGUACUUUUUUUAUAUACAGCUCUUUUUAAUCUUGUACAUUUAUUAGUUCAGUUAUUCUUUAUUUAAUUACAAAUAAAAUAUAUUUUCUAAUAUUUAUGUACAUAAAUAUCAUCAAUAUAUUUAAACUUAUAUUUGAAUA
Messenger RNA from Mytilus trossulus (common blue mussel), 2061 nucleotides. RefSeq names its product bactericidal permeability-increasing protein-like. Gene Ontology annotation, molecular function: lipid binding. The record is from RefSeq and is a predicted model, not a curated record. The coding region runs from base 29 to 1501 and encodes 490 amino acids. Lineage: Eukaryota; Metazoa; Mollusca; Bivalvia; Mytilida; Mytilidae. The transcript is spliced from 15 exons.